Dibothriocephalus latus is the source of this 636-nucleotide messenger RNA. The record is from the annotation of a GenBank genome assembly. Lineage: Eukaryota; Metazoa; Platyhelminthes; Cestoda; Diphyllobothriidea; Diphyllobothriidae.
AUGGAGCCGUUUGGUGCAGAUGGGCCAGAAGCUCUGAAUCCGUACAUCCGAGUCAUUAUCCAGGCUGCCGCCGCUCUGUUAUGCGUUGUGCCAAAAAUCAAUAAUGACUUUGAACCCACACAACGCAGCCCGGUGCCUGGUCUUUUCGCAGGCGGCGAAAUGACCAUACCGCGGUCGCCACGCCGCUAUAGCAUUUCGAGGCCUUGGAAAACUUCUCGCCGAACUAUCCUCCUUACUCCCAGUUUCCUUUAUGAACUACAGGCUUGGUGCAAGGAAAAUGUUCGUACUGCUCCUCUGUCAGAAACCCCAUUUUCGACAGCUGGCGAGGAGGACUCUUGUGGUAUUAAGAACGAUCUCACAACGAAUGCCUCCGCGGCUACGGAUACUCCCGAGGUGGUAUCUCCCGCUGUUCGAACGGCCGCCAUCUGCUAUCCCUUUAAACCCGCUUCCCGCCGAAAGCCGUCGCUAAAAAUCACUGGAAAGACACUACGCAUUAUCGAUGACUGUCCUGUCUUAAUUUUACAAAUGACGAGAAUUACCUGCAAACUUCCCACCCUCAUCAUUGCGCCAGAUGGUAAGUCAGACAAAAAGCUCUUCCGACCGAUGCUUUUGUCUUUUACCGCAUCCACGCUUUAG